AAUCACCCUUGGCGCGAACUCCUUUCUCAUAACUAGAAGAUCUAAUUGCGGCUCACCAAGUCUCGAAAGCCCCCGACUCAACAUAAAUUGCGUGCGAUAGUGAGAUUUUGAGCGAGCUGAUUCUCGAAACUGUCAUUGGCACUGUCAAGAUCCUUUCAGCCUCCAUUCAAUGCUCCGUUCAGUGUCGCCACCCUCUCCGUCCUCCGUUGCCCGCCCAGCAUCAUAAACUCGGGAUCGAUCAACACAAAUGCGGAACGGUUGCCAGUAUUUACCCCCCUAUUUCCCCACCCUAAUCAAAAUCACGGCGACUGUCGGGCUCGGAGAGCGAGCGGAACCAAUUUUGAUUACCUGUGAAUGAAGAACUGAAAGCGGGAUUGAUUGGUGCCGCCUGUGGAAGUCAUACGUUAAAAGUGUGUGCUGUUUCUACCGAGUGACCCUAGUACCACACAGAACAUGAUUCAUAAUAACCGCUAUCA
Mycena citricolor is the source of this 476-nucleotide messenger RNA. Lineage: Eukaryota; Fungi; Basidiomycota; Agaricomycetes; Agaricales; Mycenaceae. The record is from the annotation of a GenBank genome assembly.